Brienomyrus brachyistius is the source of this 1618-nucleotide messenger RNA. It is a transcript of the gene sde2, whose product is annotated as SDE2 telomere maintenance homolog (S. pombe). The transcript has 7 exons. The record is from RefSeq and is a predicted model, not a curated record. Bases 42 to 1394 code for a protein of 450 amino acids. Gene Ontology annotation, cellular component: nucleus. Lineage: Eukaryota; Metazoa; Chordata; Actinopteri; Osteoglossiformes; Mormyridae.
GCGCUAUCUAGAACUUUCCGGAAAAGCACCGGAUAUUGCGUAUGAGCAACAUGGAUGUGUUUGUGACUGAUGUGUUUCACCGUUCACAUUGUUUAAGUCUCUCUUUUGGGGCCACUGUUUGGGAUUUGAUUCAUGUUUUCUCAAGAGAAAGCGGAAUCCCGUCUACCGAGUUUUACGUCAAGGCCAAUGGCCGUCUCUGUGACGCGAAAGAUGGAUUACAAGAUGGAGCUUUUUACAGACUGGAGCCUCGGCUGUGCGGCGGCAAAGGAGGCUUUGGGUCCAUGCUCAGAGCUCUCGGAGCUCAGAUCGAGAAGACGACCAACCGCGAGGCGUGCCGUGACUUGAGCGGCCGGCGUCUCCGUGAUGUCAACCACGAAAAAGAAAUGGCUGAGUGGCUGAAGAAGCAGGCGGAACGCGAGGCGGAGAAGGAGCAGAGGCGGCUGGAACGACUACAGCGCAAGCUGGCCGAACCCAAGCACCACUUCACUGACCCCAACUACGAGCGGCAGUGCCAUGACCUGGCAGAGCGCCUGGAGGACUCUGUCCUGAAAGGUAUGCAGGCUUCAUCCAGUGGGACUGUCAGAGCAGAUGAGGAACCCAGCAGGAAGAGACUCGCCACAAGUCAAGACCAGAUACCCAAGAAGAGGAAAUGCUUUUGGUCUGGAGUAGGUGGUUUGGAGGAGAUGCUGAGCUCUGAUGACAGCGACUCUAGCGAGGAAGACUCUUCUCCUUCCACUUCCCCUGGCACUAGUUCGAGAGGAGCGAGUUGCAGUAAAAUGAGUACUGUGGAGCAGAGCCAAGAGGCCAGUUCCAGUUCCAGCCCAGGGCAGGAGUCCCCACAGGGCAGCCCACCCGAAAAACACAAGGAGGACCCAGGCUCUCCUCUCCAGGCUGAGCUGCCCGAGACAGACCAAGACCCCGUCAUUCCCACUGUAGUGUCGUCAAAGGAGCUUGAGAACGCAGCUGUGGGGACCACGGAGAUGGCGGCUGCCCCCGAGAGCGCGGCGGCUGCCCCCGAGAGCGCGGCGGCUGCCCCCGAGAGCGCGGCGGCUGCCCCCGAGAGCGCGGCGGCUGCCCCCGAGAGCGCGGCGGCUGCCCCCGAGAGCGCGGCGGCUGCGGGGGACGCUCCGGAAAAAGCCAUCUCGCCACCACCCCAGAGUGAAAGCCCUGAGCCUGCUGUUGUCGGACCUGUCGAUCUCCUGGCUUUCGGCAGCGUGGAGGAGCUGGAAGCGCUGGGAAUGGACCAGCUGAAGGCUGAGCUCACAGUGCUCGGGGUGAAAUGUGGAGGGACCCUCCAGGAGAGGGCUGCCAGGCUGUUCUCUGUCAGAGGCGUCCCCAGAGACCAGAUUAACCCCGCCCUCUUGGCUAAGCCCAAUAAGGGCAAGAAAAAAUGAAACUGUAGGCUGCUUACAGUGUAUGGCUUGUACAUUAUUUUACACGAAAUUCAGCUGGAAUACAGAAUUGAUAUCAAGGUUGGCAGUCUUGUGCUCUGACCACUCUGAUGUCUGGAGGAUUUUUUUGUAUUGUACUGUAUAUUUGUACUUGUGUAUUUCCAUUUCUCAGUAUUUUACAUGCACCCCAACUGCGAAUUACCAAUAAAGGACAAUGAUCACUGUUA